AAUAUACCCGAUUAUAUGUCGACAGAAAGCCGCAUAAAAAAGUCAUGAGAAUGGGUGACAAUAACGAAGGCGGUCUGGGUACCUCGAAGGACGAGCCCCAAAUGAACCAGGACGAGAUGAUUUUGGCGCAGCAGCGUCAAAUCGAGAAGGAAAUAUCCGACUCGAUUCCGCUGGUGGGAAGCUUGGAGCCGUUGGAGUCGUUGAACAAAGAGUAUCUCACUGACACGGUGUACUUGGAAAAAGUUAAGGAUCUGGCUAAAAAGUACAAGUUUAUGAGAAGGACGAGACCCGAUGGGAACUGCUUUUUCAGGGCGUUCAGUUACGCGAACGUUGAGAUACUUACCGGCAAGAAGGAGGAGUUCGAGGAGUUUUAUAAGCUCGCUGAAAAUAGUAAAAAUGCUUUAGUUGAGUUAGGAUUUCAGCAGUUUACUGUGGAAGACUUUUAUGACACUUAUAUGGAAGUUUUGAAGCGUAUUAAGACUGCCCCCACAGUAGAAGAGUCAAAAAAUGAACUGCAUACCUUAUUUAACGAACAAGGUUUCUCUGAUUACAUGGUUGUUUAUUUAAGGCUGCUUACUAGUGGACAGUUGCAAAAAGAGGAAGAUUUUUACAGCUGUUUUAUUGAAGGCCACAGAACUGUUGCUGAUUUUUGCCACCAAGAGGUGGAACCCAUGUACAAAGAGAGCGACCACAUCCACAUAAUCGCCGCGUGCGCAGCCCUGAACACGGGAGUCCGGGUGGUUUACAUGGACCGCGGUACCGGAAAAUCCUGCACCGAACACGACUUACCCGAAGGCUGCACCCCGACUGUGCACUUGUUGUACCGUCCAGGACACUACGACAUUUUGUAUCCAUAACGUAUUAGUGGAUUUUUGUAAAAAUGUUUUUUCAAUAAAGUUUAAGCUCCAUUCAACGAUAUCGUUCAAAAUUAUCAAAGACUUUUAAUUCCAUUGUGCAAAGUUAUACUUAAAUUUUGGAGGUAUA
This is a messenger RNA of Brassicogethes aeneus, 984 nucleotides long. NCBI's taxonomy places the organism in Eukaryota, Metazoa, Arthropoda, Insecta, Coleoptera, Nitidulidae. The record is from the annotation of a GenBank genome assembly.